AUGUCAACUAUGGAUAUUAUUAAGCUUCAUGGUGGCGAACCAGCUAAUUUCUUGGAUGUUGGUGGUGGUGCUACAUCUGAACAAGUGACUGAGGCAUUCAAAAUUAUUUCAUCAGAUCCACAAGUCACAGCAAUUUUGGUAAAUAUUUUCGGAGGUAUUAUGCGAUGUGAUAUUGUUGCUAAAGGUAUCAUUCAAGCAGCAACACACUUGUCUUUAUCGAUACCUGUAAUAGUAAGGCUACAAGGCACCGAAGUGGAGGCAGCAAGAAAAUUGAUUUCAGAAUCUGGUUUGCGUAUAAUUUCUGUGGAUGAUCUUGAUGAAGCAGCAACCAAAUCUGUACAGUUAUCAAAAAUUGUCCAACUUGCACGCAAUGCAAAUAUCGAUGUCUCAUUUGAAUUACCUAUAUAA
Molecule: messenger RNA, 408 nt
Organism: Entrophospora sp. SA101
Lineage: Eukaryota; Fungi; Glomeromycota; Glomeromycetes; Entrophosporales; Entrophosporaceae
Source: the annotation of a GenBank genome assembly